Molecule: messenger RNA, 1513 nt
Organism: Rosa rugosa (rugosa rose)
Lineage: Eukaryota; Viridiplantae; Streptophyta; Magnoliopsida; Rosales; Rosaceae
Exons: 1
Coding region: 206-1273 (355 amino acids)
Source: RefSeq, a predicted model, not a curated record
GCACACUCUCGUUUCGUAUAGAUCCCAUAAAUCUGAGUCUCUCGGAAUCCAAGAAAAGCAAAAGACAAAAAACAGAGAAGAAGAAAAGAAGAAGAAGGAGAUGGUUCCGAUCUCGGAAUCGCAGUCCCUUCGCCACUAGAAUUUCUUUGUCUUCUUUCGUUCUGUUAAUUAUUUGAGACUGAGAAAGAGUUUGUUUUGUUAAAAAAUGGAAGGUCGCCGGAGGCUAACGCUUCUCGAUCAGAUGUCAGCAAGUGCGGACGGCAGAGCAUUAGCCGGACUGAGCCUCAAAGACGUCUUAUCCCCAGCAGCAGCACCCAAAGAACCCCCGCCGGCUCCGGCGAUACCCGCGUCUAUUUCGGGUCUGACCCUCCUUGACAUUAUCCGCAACGACGAGCCCAAAUCGUAUAAGGCCUUGAUCGGAAAGAAAGACAAGAAGCCGUGGAAGACAUUCAAAGACCGCCUCCGCCUCAAGAAAGCCAGCGCCGCCUGGGCCUCCACCGCCCAAGUCCCCACCUCCGACGUCCCCCUCCGGAACAACAACCACCACCGCCAGCCAGGCUACAGCCACAGCCGAUCCCGCAACUCCAUCCGUUACAUCACGCCGGAGCCGCAGCCGAUGGCUGAGCCCGGAGCAAACGACCGGCCGCCGCAGGCCGCCGGCUCCGCCCCGAGUUUCAAUCGGCGGAGCUCCGUGCGGUUCGCGUCGGACAUCGAGUCGCCGCGGCCCAAGCUGGAGACGGCGAUCAGCGAGGAGAGGUCGCUGUCGGCGAGGGAGGCGGUGGCGGCACAAGAGGCUGCCGAGGCCGCCGCCGCCGCAGCGGCGGCUGAUGCGGCAGCGGCGGAGGAGAAGGCAGAGAGAGAAGGAGAUGGAGAGGGAGACGGCGCAUCUUCGUCGGAGAAGGCUUCCGGUGAAACGGUAACGUCGCCGGAGCCGGAGCCGGAGCCGGUGAGGAUGUCGCUGAUGGACUUGUUGGAGGAGACGGACAGGCAGAUGGGGCUGGAGGGAGGGAGGUACACCAUGGACGAAGAGGAAGAAGAGGAGGAGGAGGAGGAGGAGGAAGAGGAAGUGGAGGAGGUGGUGAAGGAGGAAGAACCGGAAGAAGGUGGGGGCGUGGAGCACAGUUGCUGCGUGUGCAUGGUGAGGCAUAAAGGCGCGGCAUUUAUCCCCUGCGGGCAUACCUUUUGCCGGAUGUGCUCCAGAGAGUUGUGGGUGCAGAGAGGGAACUGCCCCCUCUGCAACAAUUUCAUCUUGGAAAUUCUGGACAUUUUCUGAAAUUUAUAUUCCCAGCAAAGCAAGGAGAACCAGAUUGGUAUACACGCUUUUCUCUCACUCUCUCAAGACUCUCGGUGUCAGCAUUGUUUCGUUCAUUGGAGUUGUUUAGAAACUUUUUUUUUUCCCUUUUUUUUUGUAUAUUUUUUUUCAAUCCGAGUUUCUAAUUUGAUGCAUCUCUUUCUGUUAUCAAUAGCUUCAGACUUUGAGUGAAUGCCUUCUUUCUGGGCUCUUUUUUCUGUA